ACAAGAAAAAUCCCCUAUAAAACCCCUUGCUUAACGUGUAGCCCGCAUUAACAUUUUCGUGGACAAUAGGUAACGUCGAGCACAAGAUGUUAAAGGUUUUACCGUUGAUAGUCGGAUUUGUUCUCUUUUUGGCGUUUUCUAAUACAACCGCCGAUGUCAGCACAUUACCACAACAAAAUGGCUAUCGGGCAUUGACUAUGAUAUCGAACGCGACGGGUGGACAGUGUGCCGGUGAAUUCAGACCGUUGGACAGUUACUAUGUCAAGGACACGUACAGGACCAGAAAUUUGAACAUCAGAUUUGAAAACCGUCGUGUUCAAACGAGAGACGGAAAAGAGCGGUUGGCCAGAGUAGCUACACGAGUCGAGACCCAAACACAAGUAACAGAUCAUAACGAUAGAAGUUCGAGGUUGAGCAGAUCGACUUCCUUGCCGGACGUUCGCAGAGAGAGGAUCAUAAGGAAAGCUCUGGUGGACGUGGUCAGGUCAAUCGGUCAAGAAACUCAGCGUAGGACGGUGUUGGGAGAAACCAGGAACGAAAAAAGCAGAAUUUUGGACGGCCGUCGUACCGAAGAAAACCGCAGAGUAGACCGACACCUUAAGCGACAGCAAGACAUGAGAGUUGACGAUAAUAGACGGGAAAGACAACUGUACAGAAACGAAGGUCUAGAUGCCAGGCGACGAGUUGAGGCAGCAGACAGAAGAGAGAACACGUUCGUGUACAAGGAAGUACAAACAACGUCGUGGCCAUUUUCCAGUUUUGUUCAGUCCGCCAUCGGCGUGCUGGGUCUAUACUAUUUUGGACUCAAUAACAAAAGUGUUAAGUGAUUUCUAACGUAAAGAAUGUUUUAUGUAGUUGUCUAAACAAAUUGUAACGUUAAAAAUAAUAAUAUAGAUUAUAGCCAAAUAUUAAUUGCAAUAGAAAUUAUGAAUAUUUUAAACUCUAAAUAAAAAAUAUACUAUAAAUAAUAAGUAAUAUGUUACUUAUAACAUGGUGAUAACAAGAUUUAUUCGUAUACAGAUAACGGAAGUGAGCUUUAAAUAUUAAAAAAGUGUAUGUGUGUUACGAGGACAUGACGUCUGGAAUGUAAAAACUUCAUUCGGUAUUUUUUCGUUUUUUUGUAAAAAAACAAGUAGAUUUUAGAACAAUUUCAUACUAUUAUUAU
Adelges cooleyi (spruce gall adelgid) is the source of this 1165-nucleotide messenger RNA. RefSeq lists its product as uncharacterized. The coding region runs from base 87 to 827 and encodes 246 amino acids. The transcript is spliced from 5 exons. Lineage: Eukaryota; Metazoa; Arthropoda; Insecta; Hemiptera; Adelgidae. The record is from RefSeq and is a predicted model, not a curated record.